GUGCCUCGUACGCUCUUGCAGCACAGGUUGAGAGGAAGGGACAGAGAAGGUGGAGAGACCAACAGAGAGAGAGAGAGAGAUAGAGAAACACCCCCAACACACGCACAGGCGAUCUUUUCAAAAAAGUGAGGCAGCUUUUGAAAAAGAGAACUAAAAAAACACAGGAAACAACAGGACAGAUAUUGUAUUUAUCUGCAAGAGAGAAAGAGAGAGAGAGAGAGGCUGACAGACAGAAAAGAGGUUAAACAGGAGAAUCUGUUCAUCUGAGUUGAAGGGAGUCAGGAGAAGGGAGACAGGUGAGUGUGCGGGGGACACUACCCAGAGACAGGACUACCUUGCUGUGGGAGAUCCAGGUCUGUGUGUCUGGUGAGAUACCCUCUCCUCUGGGACACAUACCCGCCAGGAGAAAGAGCCAUGGAGCCCUCUGAUUCAGUUGACGUGGAGGCCAAGGAGAGAAAGAAGAUUCACUUUGCUGAUCCGUCCUCGGCACCUACCCAGCUGGACCCCCGACAAGUAGAGAUGAUCCGGCGCAGGAGGCCCACACCUGCCACACUGUUCAGAGUAGCAGACCAAGCCUCCCCUGAAGAUGACCAGUCCACCCACCAGGUUAAAUGGGUCGUCGGGGAGAACGGUGUGCUCAAACCCAAGAGGGUCAAUCCCAAUGUGUACCAGCCGCCGUCACUGAGAGCCGUGCAGAAGAUGGCUGAAGCUCACAUGCAGCACCUAGGGGUCUACCCCCCUCUGGAAGACUUUGAGGGGGAAGAGUACCAUGACUACCACUGGCAUGAGGAGGAGGGAGAGGAGGAGGAGGAGGAGGGGGAGGAGAAAUCCCCCACCCAAGGUGCUGAUCAGCAAGACGCUCCCACUGCUGAAAUAACAGAAAAGGUGUCAAACGUGAUGAUGAUGAUGUCCAAACAGGUCCAGGAGGAUGACGACGAAGAGGAGGAUGAGAAAGAGGAGAUGAAAGAGAAGGGAAAGACAGGAAAACAGACCGGGGAGUGACUGAUGGAGGACGGAAAAGAGUGGGAGAGGAGAGGGGAGAGAGAGGGUGUGUAAGAGUGUGAAAUAUUUUUUAACUCAAAAACAUUAAAUGAGAGGAGUGGAUGUGCAGGUGUGUGUAUGUGUGAAUGUGUCUGACGUCAGUGUAGUGUUCGAGAAUAAAAAGUGUGUUUGUGUGCGGAUUCUAUCUCUAAGUGACAAACUCUGGAGGCUGUUGACAAGUAUGAAUAAAUGAAUUAGCAAUAAAGCUGUAUGUUAGAAAAUCGCCAGAGAAUUGGAGAGAGAGACAAGGGUGGGAGUUGGCAGGAGAAGUUGAGUUCCAGAAGUGUUUUAUAGAUAUGCCCUUUAUGGGGUGGCGAAGAGUGAUUCAACAGCACAUCAUGUCAAUCAAGCUAAACAUGUCACUUUGGCCCCCGUGUCUCCAUAAACAUGAUGGGAGUAGAAUUGUUCAAGGUCCCCAAGGUCACCAUGAUCAGAUGCUUCCCAGUGUAAACACUAGUCUUAACCUCCAUGUCAGAGGGACCCAUGUUUUUUCUGCUUGAGUUUUCUCAGGCCACUCCCACAAACACACACACAAAUACACAAACACCUUUUUACUGUAUGCAAAUGACAAUAAUUUUAUGGGCGCCUUUCAAAUUAGCUUGAAAGACCUGCGUGACACUUUCAAACUACGCACCUCGUUUUGCCCUGGCCUAAACUGAACAUCUGGUUGAAAACAAAAUGUGAAAUACUUUGGUCUGCUCAAAGAAAAGGGCUUCUACUGCCAUCAAGUGGUUGUAGGCAGAUAUAAUAGGGAAUGUUUCUGCACAAGUAAAGGAUGGCACAGAGUAACUUUACUCAAACCCAUUACUUCAUAUUUUAGAAAAUAUCUUGUAUAAUUCUACCUCUGAAAAAUGUAACCUGGCCAACGUUUUUUUGUGGAUAGCGUCUCAUGGUUUGUAAUAGUUGCAGAAAAAAAUCUCCACAAUUUUGUACACAUGUAUAGUUAUUUUUCUUAAACCUACAGUUCAGAGUAAAAACGUAGUUCAUCCUCUCUGUGACUGGACACACUUAUACUGUCUGGAUGGUUGUACAGGCCCAGUCUAAUUCGCUGAUGAUUAAUAAUGUGGUUGCACAGCCUCUCUCACAGUCACACAAGCUCUCCCUCUCUCCCUGCAACAAUGGAACACCACAUCUGGGCGUAAAAAAUGCUUUAUACCAUCUGAACGUUGUUAUCAUCAUUAUGUCCGAGCGUUGUUCAACUGAUUGGUGCAACUGAACAGAUAAGUGUACACAUGUUUCUGAUAAAGGGUUUUCUUCAUUUCCAAUAAAACCUAACACUGUUGUUAUCUUCUCUA
Molecule: messenger RNA, 2336 nt
Organism: Osmerus eperlanus (European smelt)
Lineage: Eukaryota; Metazoa; Chordata; Actinopteri; Osmeriformes; Osmeridae
Gene: ppp1r1b
Product: protein phosphatase 1, regulatory (inhibitor) subunit 1B
Exons: 5
Coding region: 415-1002 (195 amino acids)
Biological process (GO): intracellular signal transduction
Cellular component (GO): cytoplasm
Molecular function (GO): protein phosphatase inhibitor activity
Source: RefSeq, a predicted model, not a curated record